Hibiscus syriacus is the source of this 357-nucleotide messenger RNA. Its product is annotated as dynein light chain LC6, flagellar outer arm-like. Gene Ontology annotation, biological process: microtubule-based process. The record is from RefSeq and is a predicted model, not a curated record. Gene Ontology annotation, molecular function: dynein light intermediate chain binding; dynein intermediate chain binding. The transcript is spliced from 2 exons. Gene Ontology annotation, cellular component: dynein complex. Bases 58 to 357 code for a protein of 99 amino acids. Lineage: Eukaryota; Viridiplantae; Streptophyta; Magnoliopsida; Malvales; Malvaceae.
AAAUCCCAAACCAGGAUUCAUUGUUUCUCUGUGAAACAAAAGAGAAGUAGAAGAAACAUGUUGGAAGGAAAAGCAUUGGUAGAAGACACAGAUAUGCCAUUGCAGAUGCAAAUCCAUGCUAUGUCUUCUGCUUCUCAGGCUUUGGAUCACCACGAUGUAUCUGAUUACAAAUCAAUAGCCGGAUACAUCAAAAAGGAGUUUGACAGCAAAUAUGGGGAUGGAUGGCAAUGUGUGGUGGGUUCAAAGUUUGGGUGUUAUUUCUCUCAUUCUAGAGGGACCUUCAUUUACUUUUCAAUGGAGAGUCUCAAGUUCCUCAUCUUCAAAGUGGCUUCAUCUUCAACCUCUCUAUCCCAUUGA